CUGCCGGCUAGGCAAGGUCUCCGCGCAAAGAAUGAAGUGAAGGGAAGCGAGAAGUGGGAAGUGGGGCUCGGCUGGCCGGCCUAGACAGCGUCUCCCGCCAGAGGAGCAAAGCCAAAGUCUGACACCUUGCUUGCUGGAGAGCUGGAGGCAGAACCUGUCAGCAUUGUGAGAGCAGCGGAGCCCCAUUUGAACCCACCUCUGCAUUGUCUUGUCCCAACUGUGAUGGAUAAGGGCCCUCAGUUGCAGCUGCGUGUCUUUGACCUCAAUUGCUGGGCCAUUCGCUACCUGAGCAAAGUACGGCAGCAGCGCAUUGAAUUGAUUGGCAAUGUCCUCAACCAGGAGGGAUAUGACUUGGCGCUCUUGCAGGAGGUGUGGAGCGAGAGAGAUUAUUGGGAGCUGAAAAAGAAGCUGUGUGACCGGUACCCUUCUUCCCACUAUUUUAAAAGUGGAGUGAUUGGCAGUGGGCUCUGCAUCUUCUCCAGAUACCAAAUCCUGGACACCUUCCUGUACCAAUACUCUGUGAAUGGCUACCCCUACAUGUUCCAACAUGGAGACUGGUUUGGUGGCAAAUCGGUGGGGCUUGUGGUCCUGAAGAUACAGGAGAUUGUUUUCAACAUCUAUGUGACUCAUCUCCAUGCAGAGUACUGUCGGGAGAAGGAUGCUUACCUGCCCCAUCGAGUAGUUCAGGCCUGGGAACUUGCCCAGUUUAUACAACAUACUUCAAAAGGAGCCGAUGUGGUGCUGCUUGGUGGGGAUCUGAACAUGCAUCCAGAAGACGUGGGCAUCAGGCUGUUGCGAGGUUGGGCAGGGCUUCGGGACUCCUUCAUUGCAGCAGAGAAGGUUGAGGGUGGUGAGGAUGGCUCUACACUCUUGCCCACCAACUGCUUCACAAGCAAGAAAGAACUGCGGUGCUAUCCCCAGGGGAUUCGCAUUGACUACAUCUUGUAUAAGACUUUGUCUCACUAUGAAGUAAAAUGCAACCGCCAUGAGACAACCACCGGAACAGCUCCCAACAAGGACAUUCCUUAUUCCGACCAUGAAGCUGUCAUAGCCACAUUAUCUGUGAGCAAGAGAGGGUUAGGCAAAGGACUAAACCAUCCUAGUGUUGAACCGGUGCUGGUGGACGUCUUGAACGAAGCCCGUAUGGAGGUGCGGGUAGGGCUGCACGCGGCCGAGCGGCAGCAGUACUCCUGCGGCCGCAUGGCCGUCCUGGCCAUGCUGCUGCUGGUGAUGCAGGCGACCAUGGGCCUGAGCUCCAUGUUUGGCGAUGCCCUCCUGCAGCCCUUCCCCAAGUUCUCCUUCUCGCUGCUCAGCCUGCUGGGGCUGUUGGUGUUGCUCAUCUCGGCUGUGCUCUACCUCUUCCACACCAUCGAGGUGAAGGUGCUGCAGGGGACAGAGGAGCAGAUGCGGGUGGGGCUGCAGACACUCCAGGACAAGCUGAGCUCUGGGUGAGGCCUGUCGCUUGCCGGAACUCCAACAGGGACCAAGAGACUGUGCUGAAAGCUUUUCCGGGAGCCGUAAGUUCCUCUGUGCCGCCAGGUUCUGAGGGUUAGCCGUUUUUUAAGCACGUGGAAGCAAUUGCCGUAGAAGUUUUUGGUUUGUUUUUAGCUUAAUUCUAGGGCGAUAAAACUUUCUACGAAUAGUUCUGACCGUCUGCUGAAGGGAUUCUAGCACAAGUACGAUUUGUGCCGAAGGGAAUUUUGAAACGAAAGCAGUUCAAGUGCAUGUGGUUCAGCUGUGGCUGUUUAGAAACCAGCAUUUAUCAAACCAAACCACGCUGUUCCAACCGAGUCGGGUGGCUAAAUUAGUACUGUAAAAGCCUGGUGUAAAGCAGAUGAGUUAAAAUGUGUAUAGCUUUUCUAGUUUAUACAAAGUUCCUUUUUGAAUUGAAAACAGAAUAAAUCAGUCUUCAAAUACAACAGAGCAGAAA
Lacerta agilis (Sand lizard) is the source of this 1930-nucleotide messenger RNA. RefSeq names its product sphingomyelin phosphodiesterase 2 (gene SMPD2). Gene Ontology annotation, cellular component: cytoplasm. Bases 223 to 1452 code for a protein of 409 amino acids. The transcript has 11 exons. Gene Ontology annotation, molecular function: sphingomyelin phosphodiesterase activity. Lineage: Eukaryota; Metazoa; Chordata; Lepidosauria; Squamata; Lacertidae. The record is from RefSeq and is a predicted model, not a curated record.